Exaiptasia diaphana is the source of this 1261-nucleotide messenger RNA. RefSeq lists its product as uncharacterized. The record is from RefSeq and is a predicted model, not a curated record. Gene Ontology annotation, molecular function: oligosaccharide binding. NCBI's taxonomy places the organism in Eukaryota, Metazoa, Cnidaria, Anthozoa, Actiniaria, Aiptasiidae. Bases 119 to 1261 code for a protein of 380 amino acids. The transcript has 3 exons.
GACAAAAAGCUGUAAAGCAGCAAGUUGAAAAAUAACUAAUGUSAAAUGUACCAGGUAAAAGCGCCACGUAUACCCCCAACUUGUAAGGAAUGGAACUUCGUCUGAUGAGAAGUGAGUCAUGAACACCGAAUACCUUGUCUUUGCGGUGCUUAUUUGUAUUAAAGAAGCCAAAAGCGAAUCUCACUGCGUUGGCACCUGCUAUUCUGGAAGACUUUUCCCAGAGCCCCAAGACAUCUUCCAUGGAAAACAUCUCAAGGGAUACUCCUACAAGAACAUCACCACCGAUGAUCCAGCCAAGUGCUACUCAUCUUGUGUCCAAGAUUGUCGUUGUAAGGCGUGUCAGAUAAAAGAUGCAAGAUGUGAGUUGCUGGAUGAGGACAAGACUUCCAAAACCUUGACAGAUGAGCCAGGAUACGUACACUUUGAUCUUAAGCAGACAAUGUACCAUGGCUUGCAGGCAUCUCAAAUGGCAUUGUCUGGUGAUUGCUAUAAUGGUUGCUGUCGAYCACAGCCUUGUAUGAACGGAGGGUUAUGCAAAGAGCACUGCCGAACGCCUAAAGAGAAAUUUACUUGUGAGUGUCCUAGAGGAWCUGCUGGCAGAAUAUGUGAGAUUAAGCAGCCUUCUUCUUGUCUCGAAGUAAUGCUUACAGAAGGCAAAGAUCCCAAAAGCGGUUCUUACUCUAUUAAAAAAUCUGCAAACGUCACUAUCAAAUUAUAUUGUUCUUUUGAAAGUCCAAAUCGGGCCUGGACUCUAAUAGAGUCAUUUUCCCUUAAGAACAACCCUGAUUUCAAGAAUAGAUCAUUUUCUACUGAUUACAARGUCAACCAAGAUACCCCUCAAAGCUGGAAAGCUUAUCGACUAAGCCGACAAAACAUUAAAUACAUUCACUCAAAGUCCACCUUAUUUCGUUCCACUUGCAACUUUGAAAAGCGGAAUGUUCUGACGCCCGAUUUUCUUCUUGGCAGUCUUCAAAAAGUGGAUAUCUUCUCAAAUGCAAACUCCGGUACAUGCCAUAUGUUUCUUCAUAUCAAUAUUCGUGGAUAUGAAUGCUAUAAUUGUACUGCACCACUGUAUAAGGUGGCCAAUGAACAUGUACACAUAGAUACAGAUGCACCCCAAUCGUGUGACUUUAAGCCUAGCCCAGAUCUUAACGUGCAUUAUCCUGAUUAUUUUGGCUUCUAUCACACAUACAGCUUGAAUUCGAAUUGCACUGCAACACCCCAGUCGACCACACAGUGGUGGUUAGGAGAAGAGAAAUAA